Molecule: messenger RNA, 7215 nt
Organism: Microcebus murinus (gray mouse lemur)
Lineage: Eukaryota; Metazoa; Chordata; Mammalia; Primates; Cheirogaleidae
Gene: FUT4
Product: fucosyltransferase 4
Cellular component (GO): membrane
Molecular function (GO): alpha-(1->3)-fucosyltransferase activity
Source: RefSeq, a predicted model, not a curated record
AAAGGCUUUAGUGUGUAGCAGGAAAUGUCACCAGGUUGAUGAGCCUAACCAGACCACUUAAUGCUCUCCAUCAGCUCUCAGGCUGAGGCCAUGGGCCAGCAGGCAGUGCUACCUGAAACCACUUUUAUAGAAGUUUUUACACCCUGUACGUGAUUUUUGAUGAAAACAUUCUUAACAAUAAAUCCAAAUGGCACACCCAAGUUUAUUUCCCGUAAGUAUAACAUAUAAAACACUUGGCAGGUUGGCCCUCUUCCCAGCAAUGUCUAUAUCUCCUCUAACACCCUGUAACUUAUAUCACACUAGCCUGGGACCUCACCCAUGCACAGCUGUGAUCCACUAAAAACUCUCUCAAAACUGCCUCCUCUCCCUAGGUCAGCAGCCUCCCACUCCUCAGCCUAGUUAUAACUCUGCUGAAAAAAAAAAAAGUUGAAUAUCACACAUGAACAGCAAACCCAGAAAUUCAAAAUCAAGCUGGAGGUAAAAAAUUUCUCAAGGGACUGUAGAUGUGGAUGCUUAGAGUGUUGUCUCAUUGGUAAACCUGAAGAGGCCGGUGUGACACUCAGUCUCUAUACCCUAAUCUUGGGUGCUAUGAUAUUUAUCUUAGUCAUCAUUUUCUAGCCCAGAGUAUUUUGCGUAGCCUGCAAGAGUGCAGAAAUUGUUUCUUAAGUGCUUGGUAAAACUGUAAAAUUAAUAGUGAUGUUCAUUAAUCUCACUAAAUAGGCAGUAAAUUCCUUGAAGACAAGUGCCUCGGGCACCACAUCUUUAUCUUUGGUUUAUGAGUCCUCGGCGCCUUAGUACAAGGAAUGCCACCGGGCGGCAGUCUGAAAUCCUCCGCAGGGGGCAAAGGAAAGGACGUGUGAGUUACCAUUGCUCAGAAAACACUUUGUUCUUCUCUAUCCUCUGCUGGGGCGGCAGGCAAAGGGAAUGUUCUUAUGACUAUUCACACCGAAAACUUAGUUUCUCACACAAUGCACAGCCUCCGUCGGCCACGCGGCGGUGGGAUGCUUCCACAACGGGCGGGUCUCAGCGGGCCACGGGGUCCUGGCCAGCGACGUGGUGGCCGCGCCCCUGCCCGCACGUUCCCGCCGCCUCUCGGACUCCCUCCCUCCGGCGGGCGUCGCUGGCGGGUAGCAGGGCCGUGCGGCCGGAAGCGGACUCGGAUCCUCGGUCCUGCGGGGCGGCUCUGCCGGGCCCCUGGUGCGCCCUCCGUCCGUGCCUGCGCCUGCUCCCGCGCCACAGCGGCUUUGGGAGGGCCCCGCGUCCCCUGCGCGCGCCCAGGGAUGAACUGGGCCUUCACUGCGUAAGGAGAAGGCUCGGGCCACCGUGAGCUAGAGCCGGCGCGGGGCGCGCGCGGAGAUGCCCCGGACCUCUGAGACGGGGUCCUGAGCAGCGGAUGAGGCGCCUGUGGGGCGCGGCCCGGGAGCCCGGGAGCACCGGCUGGGGUGGGGAGCGGGCGGGGACGCAGCCAGAGACGCCCGGGGCCGACCGGAGCUGGCCAGGGGCAUCGGGGCGGGCGGGGCGGGCGGCGCCCGGCUGCGCUGCCUGGCCGGCUCACCUCGCUCUGGCGGCGCGCCCCGCCCGGGACUCAGGAGGGGGAGCCGGCCCGCGGCCUCUGGAUUCCGAGACCGCCCCCUCCGGCUCCCGGGCCCGCGGCGGGUGGCAGCGACGGCGGGAGCCGCAGCAGCAGCAUGAAAGCCGGUGCCGUUCCUCCACGCCAGCGGACGCGCGGCGAGCGGCCGCGGCUCUGCCUGCGCGCGCCAUGGGGGCGCCGUGGGGCUCGGUGGCGGGCUGGCGGCGGCGCGGGCGGCGCACGGUCCGGGGGCCGCGGUGGACCGCCUCGGCGCUGGCGGCUGCCGGCCUGCUGUGUACCGCGCUGGCCGCCUACGCCUGCUGGGAGCAGCUGCCGCCGCUGCCCUGGGGAUCCCCCGCCCCGUCGCGGCCGGUGGGCGUGCUGCUGUGGUGGGAGCCCUUCGGGGGGCGCAGCGGUGCCGCGAGGCAGCCCCCCGACUGCCGGCUGCGCUUCAACAUCAGCGGCUGCCGCCUGCUCACCGACCGCGCGGCCUAUGGGGAGGCUCAGGCUGUGCUCUUCCACCACCGUGACCUCGUGAGGGGACCACCCGACUGGCCCCCGCCCUGGGGUGCCCGGGUGCGCAUCGCGGAGGAGCUGGAGCUGCGCGUUUUAAACGACGAGGAGGAAGCGGCGGCGGCGGCCAAAGCCCUGGCGAUCUCGAGCCCCAGACCCCCGGGCCAACGUUGGGUGUGGAUGAACUUUGAGUCACCCUCCUACUCCCCGGGACUGCACAACCUGGCAAGUGACCUCUUCAACUGGACGCUCUCCUACCGGGCCGACUCGGAUGUCUUCGUGCCUUAUGGCUACCUCUACCCCAGGAGCCACCCCAGCGACCAGCCAUUAGGUCUGGCCCCACCGCUGGCCCGGAAACGCGGGCUGGUGGCCUGGGUGGUGAGCCACUGGGACGAGCGCCAGGCCCGGGUGCGCUACUACCAUCAGCUGAGCCAGCACAUACCUGUGGACGUGUUCGGCCGGGGCGGGCCAGGACAGCCGGUGCCUGACAGCGGGCUCCUGCACACAGUGGCCCGCUACAAAUUCUACCUGGCUUUUGAGAACUCUCAGCACCUGGAUUAUAUCACGGAAAAGCUCUGGCGCAACUCGUUGCUCGCCGGGGCGGUGCCAGUGGUGCUGGGCCCAGACCGUGCCAACUACGAGCGCUUCGUGCCCCGCAGCGCCUUCAUCCACGUGGACGACUUCCCUAGUGCCGCUUCCCUGGCCGCCUACCUGCUCUUCCUGGACCGCAACCCUGCAGUCUACCGCCGCUACUUCAGCUGGCGCCGGAGCUACGCAGUGCACAUCACCUCUUUCUGGGAUGAGCCUUGGUGCCGGGCCUGCCAGGCCGUGCAGGUGGCUGGGGACCGGCCCAAGAGCAUACGCAACCUGGCCAGCUGGUUUGAACGGUGAAGCCACCCUUCUCCGGCAAUGACCCAGGGAGGCCAAGAUGUGGGCUUUUUCUUUUCUUUUAUUUUACUGUGCAUCUCCUUGACUGCCGAGUAAUGGGACUAAGCUCUCCAAACACCCAUUUUUGCUCUAUAGGAAGAAGGUGAAUUACCAAUUAAUAUUUGGUUUUGCAUGACAAGCAGUUGGGUUCCCUCUGCUGUUGAUGGCCAUCAGUGUUCAGAAGUGAAGAACGUGGCCCUUGUGCACCUUGUACCCAGUGCAGAGAUGAAGAAAUAGCUUAGCUACAAGAAGCCAUUUGAGGCGUUUUUUUUUUUUUUUUAAUUUCCUUGUUUGCCACAGGUCGUAUUUCUGGCCUGCGCAGCAGCCUCCAAAUCUCAAACACACUGCUCCUCGACUCACGUUUCCCUGGACCAAGGUGAGGCAAACCUUGGUUUUAGAAAGAGCCUUGUUGCCUGCCGGUAGUUGAAGGACUGUGCCCACAAAUGGGUCUUUUUCUGUUGUUUGGAUUUCUCAAAGCCUUGGCUCCUGAGAAAGGUGAGGAGGGCGGUCCAAAAAGCCAUUGACUUCUUUAACAAGUACAAUUUGUUCCCCUGCCCUAUGAAUGGAACAAGAUGCUGGAUUGUCCUUGGAGGAGAGUUCAGAUGAAUAUAUGGGUGUACCUCACUUACACAUAACUCUGUCCCUGCAAAACUGCAUUUAAAUCAAAUCCCAAAUUCCGUGACCUGGGACAUUCAGUAUUUAAUGAAACCCUAUGGAGAUUCCCUUUACAAUGUGAAUACUCAUCUCCUAAUUUAUUUCUUCUGACUUUAUGUUUUUCUGUAGCCUGGAUUUUUUUUAAAGCACAUUAAACUUACAGAUAUGAAAAUAAAGCAGAAGCAAACUUCUCCCCUCUUGCCAGAAAACCAACAUGUGUUUACAAACAGAAGAAGGAAGCCACAAGGUCACUUCCACAAAAUUAUCUAUUACAUGGACCCAAAAUUUAGACUGGAAUAUCAGUCCUUCAGGGCUGCUGGCAUUACCUGUCUGCAGAACAGUGAAAUAGGUCAUACUGCAUUGUGGAAUCAUGUAAAAGGAAAAAAAAGUUUCAUGGUGUCUGUUAGUGGCAAUAUUUGUCUCUCUGUCACUUUUUAGUUAAAUGUUUAGAUCUUAGGGAAUAAAACUAAAUUAGUGCCUACAGUUAACUUACUCAUCUCUUGGUAAAAGCUAAAUCUGCAGUUCUCUCUGGUGCCUGCAGGUUCCCCUCCCACAUAGCAGUGCAGCGUGUCCUCACAUUUCUAGCGCCCGAGACUGUGCUGUGGGACUGAUCUUAAAGAUAUAUGCAUUGACUUGACAAGUUGUUGAAUGAGCAACAUAUUCAAUAGGUGUCACUGUGUGCCUCCUCUGUGCCAAACAUGUGGCUUGGGGCCCUGGGGAAGACAGAAAAAUGUAUAAGACAAGGUCCUUCUCUUUAGGGCUCUUACAAUCUGCCACUGCCAAGAAGUAAAUAGUGACCGAUGAAACAAUUGGCAAUUUGAUUAAAGUGACAAUUCUUAGUGAUGCCCCAAAUCAGUGAUUAAGCCAGUUGAUGCAAAGCCUGAAAUAACAGGAGUUUUCUCCUCGAUUUAUUAUAGGGGUCCACAGUGACUAGUUAUUGUGGGUAGGGUCUGAGAUUAGUUUUAUGCAGGGUUCUGCUGUAGACGUAAUUUUACAUUUGAUCAGUACAGUUAGCUAAGUCAUAAAGCAAGUUUUAACUCUAUGUGCAUUGUUGCAGACGCACUUGAAAAACUCACUUAAAUCUAGAUGCUUCAAUUUUCUCUCUCCCUUAAAAGGAGAAUUUAUAAAUGAAAGCUGUGGAUAAAAUUUCUUUGUUAAAGUGUUACAGUGUGGGCAGAAUUGUAAUUACAAAAUCCCAGCUAUCCAAUUAAGAUCAAAGAAAAUUCUGUUCUUAGAAUGGUUUUUUAUGAGAUCUUGGUCUUGUUGGGAAUCUGCAUGGGGCAGUGAGAGAGUUUAGGUUGUGAAGGUAAUCUAGUUUAGAUUUGAAUUCCAGCUGCAUUAUUGGUAAUAACCCUGAGCUUCUGCUUCCUCAUCUGUAAAAUGAGGGAGGAAAAUACUUCACAGUUCAUUGUGAGCGUUUCAGGAAAUAAGUGACAGUCACUAACACCUAGCAGGCACCCAAUUGAUGAGAUGGACAUACAUAUUUUUUCCUUCUUUGCAGUGAUUUCAGAAUGUCCUCAUAUCCAUUUAUAUGCCUAAAAUUAAAUCUCAAGGAGUAUUAUAGGAUAAAUCUGAAAUAAAAAGGAAGGUGCCUCAUAUUGUGUAUUUCGGAUGAAUCCCUAAAGCUAAGUCAUAUUUCAAGAAUCAUCAUUACCAUUUAGAUUAAGCUUGAAUUUGCAGAGUAGAAAGAAGCAACUAUACUUUCUUUGAAAAGAUUUUUUUUUUUGCUUUGGUAAAGCUGUAUAGUUAAGUCCAUUUAAAUCUAACCAUAUAUUUAUUAAAUAGUUAGCAUGAGAAAGUGUAAUUGCAUUUUUAUUCAUGUGCAAGUUUUUAGUAUGGAAAAACACUUUUAGGUUAAUCUCAUCAAAGAGCAAGAGAAAUGUGGCAACUACUCAUUUAUGUUAUUUCUCAUAUUCUAAAUUGAGUAGGUUCAAAUUUAACAUAAUACAGAAGUGCAUAUGAAUGCAUCGUUUAUAUUUCAAAAUGUAUUUCCUGUGACUGUCAUGCUGUCUUUGAAGGCAUAAGCUUUUCUUUCAAAUUUAUUACAAAUUUAAUUUAAUUUUUAGUACCUGAUAACUCUAAUUACGUGAGUGUCCCUGGAAUGAUAUUUGCAUCAGAAGACAGUCUGACUUUCUUUCAUUAUUCACCUUAGUGGAGGUGAGUAAUGUGAAUGCAGGUGAAAGAACCACAGUGGAGGUUCUUUCUCCACUUUCCAGAUUCUUCCCUGGUAGUAAUUUCAGGGAGACAGGGUAGCUUCCUGGAAAGAGCAUGCAGUUUAGAAUCAGAACUUAGGCAUGUGGCUCUUCCACUUUCUGCCUCUGUGGCCUCGAUUAGGCAAGUUACUUAAACUCUCUGAGUUUUAGCUUCCUCCUUUAUAAUGCAUGAAUGCCCCUGCAAAACUAGGAUUAAAUGUGAUGAUGUAUGCCAAGGUGCUUUGUACAUUGUAAAUUGCUAUACGAUUACAGGAUGCUCUAAAUUUUCAGGGCACUAGACCAGGAGUUGGCAAACGUUUUCUGUGUAGGGCCAGAGAGUAAAUAUUUCAGGCUUUUCAGGCCAUGCAGUCUGUGGCCCCCAACUCAGCUCCACUGUUGGAAAGCAAAAGCUCACACAGAUCAUGCAUAAACAACUGGGAUGGCUGGAUUUGGCCCAAGAGCCAUAGUUUGCCAACUCUGCUCUAGACUUUUAGAGAUGUAAGGAAUUUGGGAAAUGACCUGGUGGGGGUUUCUUAGAGGGGAUUAAAGCAUUGGGAUUUAAGAAUUCUAAAGACAGAUAUUCCUGGGUUCCUAGACCAGCUUUGCAACAUUUCCUAAUCGUUUUGAUCUUGGGAAAAUUAUUUUAGCUUUUUGUGUUUUAAUAGUCUCAUCUCUCAUUAAAGGUAAUCAUAUAUAAUUUAUGGAGGUGUUGAGAGGAUUAGACAAGACGCCGAAAGUACUCAGCACCUUGAGAAUGUUAGCUGUGAUUUCUACCAGUCCAUAUUACACAGGAAGGAGCCAAGGUCCAGACCCACUGAAGGACUUGCCUGAGCUUACAGAAGUAGUGGGAGGACCAGCCAAGCUUGUGCAAACCACAACACCUUCGAGUCUCUGUCACUUGUACUGCAAAAUGAAGGGGUUGGGCAAAAUCAUCUCUUGGGACCUUCUUGUUCCACUUGCUGUCUUUCUACUAAGUGGCACCCUAGGGCUUAAAGAGCUAAUUCACUUCCCAAUGUGCCUUCCUUACCGUCUGGAACCGACCUAAUACACAGGAGCAGUAAACUAGCAGAAAUCCAGGCACCAGAGAAGGAAUCUGAUUUAGCUUUAAAAAUAGAUGUACACACAUAUACAGUAUACAUAUAUAUUUUCUUAAAGCAUCACAUGCCUCAGAUAUGAGGGGGAGGAUCCAAAUCCUUAGUAAUUAGUUUGGUAAAUAAUUGCAUUGUAUAUACAUUUCAAGUCAUUCUUGGAUGUGUCUCAGGGGCUUUUGUGCUACACAUUCUUUUAACAAAUCAAGUAUUUAUGUACAUGUGUUCUGAUUUUUUGACAAACUGAUUAAAGUAAUGAGAUGGAAAAUGA